Messenger RNA from Argiope bruennichi, 1999 nucleotides. Its product is annotated as BRISC complex subunit Abraxas 2-like. NCBI's taxonomy places the organism in Eukaryota, Metazoa, Arthropoda, Arachnida, Araneae, Araneidae. Gene Ontology annotation, cellular component: nucleus. Gene Ontology annotation, molecular function: polyubiquitin modification-dependent protein binding. The record is from RefSeq and is a predicted model, not a curated record. The coding region runs from base 104 to 1867 and encodes 587 amino acids. The transcript is spliced from 13 exons.
AAAAACUGGCAACUUCGGAAUUGUUUGAUUGUAUAAUGUAGAAGCUUCUUUACCUUUAGUAAUAAAGGUUCUUGUUAUUGAAGUUUGUAAUCUAAAAAUUAUUAUGGCUGUACAGCCAAAAUUGCAUUUGAGCCCAUUUGUGCUCUCCACUGUAAUGUUUGAUAACUCCAACAGUCCUGGUGAUCAAGAAGGCUUCUUGAUUGGAAAUGCACAGAAGUGUAUUAGGCGAGAAAUUAGUGAUCAGUCAAUGUAUAAUACCGAAGAGGAUCUAAUUGUCAGCAUUUAUUCAUGCAUUCCUUGUGGGGCUUAUAUGUCAUUUUAUGAUAGUUGUGGCAAUGUGAAAGAGUCUGUUGUUGAUGAUUUUUUAGGAGAAAGAAAAAAUUCUGUAGUUGGCUGGUACCGUUACCGAAGAAAUCUUGUUGCUUUUCCAAGUGCUCGAGAAAUGAUAGUGCAUAAAAAUUUGAGAAGGCUAUUUCCUGGAAAUAUUUUUUUCAGUGAUGAACACCUUAUUCUGGGUGUAUUUGGCUCUGCUUGUUAUCCUACCACUGCUACUCAUACCUAUGAUUAUGCAUUUUUUGUUCAAAAGGCAGAUGUUUUCAAAUCCUUGGCAAUUAAUUUAUUGAACCUUGGGGAUACUAAAUCUAAGUAUAGAGGUGGUUCAUUAUCUGGUUCAUUUAUUAAUUCAUCAACUUUUGAUUCCGUUGUGGAUAUUCCUUGGGAUUUUACUAGUUGUUGGCAAACUGAAGAUGCUGUGCAACAAAUGCAUAAAAUGCUGCGAGAUAAAUGUGAUAGUUUGGCUGAAGAGCUGGCAGCUUCAGAAUCUGUCAACAGCAUGAUUGAGCAGGAAGUGCAGAAACUGGAUGCAGAAUUAGAAAGUCUUACUAUAAAAGCUUUGGAACCUGCUGAACCAGUUGAUCAGGAGAAGGAACAAGAUGAAAAGCAAGAAAAUUCUGAAAACAUUCCUCCAGAACAGCUGUAUCUGCCAUUUAUGGGAAAACAUGCAAAAAUUAUGGGAAAACAGGCAAAAAUGUUUGGAAAACGUAACUUGAAAGAUUUGAUAGAUCUUCAUGAGGAGUUGCAUCCUUUGUAUGGUAAAUACUUUCCUCAAAACCGAGCUUCAGAGCCAGGUACAUCAUCAUCAUCAUCAUAUUUCAGUGGAGAAGUUUCUGGAAUUAACUACAAUUUCUUACCCCCAAAGAAGAAAAUCAAAGUUAUCCUUCAAGAAAGAAGAAGAAUUUUGGAUCAUGAUUAUGAGGGUGUUUCUGAUGAUGAUCCUCCUCAGCAAUUUGUGCCAGAAACUGAAGAAGCUGAUAGCUCUAAUACAUAUAACACAUGCUAUGUAGCUUCUGAUGCAGCUGAAGGUAUCGAUUAUAAGCAGAUUGUUGAUUGUUAUGAAGUUUCCAAGAAGAUUUCUGGUCAACCAUCUGGUGUAAAAGCUUUUAAGAAACCUCGAUCUAUAAUUUUUGGAGAGCCAAAAGUGAAAGUAGUGUACCUUGAUGAACAGAAAAAUAUUCCUGAUCUUGGUGAUGACGCUAAUAUUCAAUGCCCAGAAGCUGUUGUUGAAGAAAUAGUCGAAACAGUUGAAUCGGAAAAAUCAAGUGUUGAAUCACCAUCCUCCUCAGAUUCUGAAUCUAAAAUUACAAACAUACCAGAGGACCAUGAAACUGUGCCAAAUAAUGAUGAUAACAAAAUUCAGCCGGAGGAAGAGCAAACUGUGCCAAGUAAUGAUGAUAACAAAAUUCAGCCGGAGAAAGAGCGAACCGAUUCCACUUCACAUGGCUCCUCUUCUGGAGAACGUGGGAGACCUCUGGUUAUUUACUGCAAGCCACCUGACCAAGAUGAAGGGGCAUCCAAGGCCACAAUUUAAAUUUUAAAAUUUUAAUUUCAUUUUCAUUUAAUUUUAUUUCAUGUAUGUUUAAAUCCAUCUUGUAAAAGUGAAAUCAUUUUAAACUUUUUUUAAUGUGUUUUGUUAUUAAGUUAUUAAAUGUCAAAAAAUUUA